CCUGCUAGAACUGAGUUUCCUUUUGUCUGCCUUGACAAGAGGAAUGACAAGGGCAUUACAGUUUUCCUUCCAAAACGACCAAUAUACAAGUUCCUGUCGAACUUGACAAAUUAUUAGGACAAAAUUUGCUGUUUUCCCAGCAAGUGCGACAGGGAAACAGUCAUCGCUUUGUGGUUUUUGUAUGACGUGCUCACCUUGAAGUCACCAGUAGCAGCAGCAGCAGCAAGCAAGAUAUUGACCCUGCACACAAACGCAUACAUAUACAUUUCACGCACACAGUGGCUAAAUAUCGCAAAAUAUUGAUAUGUUUCGUUACCAAAUGUAUUUUACCGACAGAAACCGGCGAACACUGCAACCGGGCGAACAGAUGACCACCGCCGCCUCCACAUCGCAGCAUGCGUCCUCGACGAUGAUGGCUGGCUCUGGAUCGGGACUGGGAUCAGGAUCCAUCGUUGCUUCCGCAUCCUCUGCCGCCCCAAUGACCACCCCCAGCAGCUCGGCUGUCCGGGCCCUGGGCAUGGAAUACAAGUCACUGCAGGAGGAGCCGGUGGAGGGAUUCCGCGUCAAGCUGAUCAAUGACGAUAACCUAUUUGAGUGGGAGGUGGCCAUCUUUGGGCCGCCGGAUACUCUCUAUCAGGGUGGCUACUUCAAGGCACAUAUGAAGUUCCCGCACGACUACCCGUACUCACCGCCAUCCAUCCGUUUCCUGACAAAGGUCUGGCAUCCGAACGUCUACGAGAACGGCGACCUGUGCAUAUCUAUUCUUCAUCCGCCGGUCGAUGACCCCCAGAGUGGUGAGCUGCCCUGCGAGCGCUGGAAUCCCACACAGAACGUGCGCACCAUCCUGCUGUCGGUGAUCUCGCUACUCAACGAACCCAACACAUUUUCGCCGGCCAAUGUGGAUGCAUCGGUGAUGUAUCGCAGAUGGCGGGACUCACAGGGUAAGGAUAAUGAGUAUCCCAACAUCAUUCGCAAACAGGCCUUGGCCGCCAACGCAGAGGCCAAGCGCGAGGGUAUUGUGGUCCCGACGACCCUGGAAGACUAUUGUCUCAAGCCCACUCGCAAGCCCACAACAGAAUCUGCCAACUUUUACGAUGAUGACUUCGACCUGGAGACCGAGGACGAUCUGCCGACAGACGACGACGACUUCGAGGACGAUGAUGACGAGGAGGAGGACGAGGAUGACAGUGCCACUGCGUCGAUAAGCAAAAAUAACGGUGACAGCAAGUGCAACAACAAUGGACUGGGCCACGAUGCGGCUGCUGCCGGAGCGGACGAUGCCGAGUCCGCCGAUGACAGUGGCAAGGGCGAGACCACAUAAUGUAUCCACGCGAGCCCCGCCAGUCGCCAAGUUUCUUCUUCCUCCCACUCCUGCCCUAGGCGGCGAGCCACCGCCUUUUAAUUUCUUCAACAUUAUUAUUAUGAUUAAUGCUAAUUAUAAACGUUUCAAAACUAAA
Messenger RNA from Drosophila bipectinata, 1457 nucleotides. Its product is annotated as ubiquitin-conjugating enzyme E2 R2. Gene Ontology annotation, molecular function: ubiquitin conjugating enzyme activity. The record is from RefSeq and is a predicted model, not a curated record. NCBI's taxonomy places the organism in Eukaryota, Metazoa, Arthropoda, Insecta, Diptera, Drosophilidae. Gene Ontology annotation, biological process: protein polyubiquitination; ubiquitin-dependent protein catabolic process.